Molecule: messenger RNA, 2451 nt
Organism: Symbiodinium natans
Lineage: Eukaryota; Dinophyceae; Suessiales; Symbiodiniaceae
Source: the annotation of a GenBank genome assembly
AUGGCUCAGAUGUAUGCCGACGACCAGAAAAUCUCCGACCUGGUAGAGAAGGUGCCGCCAGGCUGGUUCUCCUUCGAGUACUUCCCUCCGAAGACGCCCGAGGGCGUCGAGAACCUUCGCAAGCGAAUUGUGAAGAUGAAGUCUUUGGGCCCUCUUUUCACAGACUUCACCUGGGGUGCCGGAGGUUCCACAUCGGAGCUCACUCUGAAGCUGACGUCCGCAGCCAAGAACGAGUUCGGCUGCGUCGCCAACAUGCACCUGACCUGCACCAACCAGAGCUCGGAGAUGACUGGCAACGCACUUUUGGAUUGCAAGAAGCACGGUGUCCGCAACAUCGUUGCCCUUCGCGGCGACCCGCCACGUGGUCAGGAGAAAUGGACGGCCACGGAAGGUGGCUUCUCCAGUGCGCUGGACCUGGUGAAGUUCAUCACCCAAAACCACGGUGACUACUUCUCGGUCUCCGUGGCAGGAUACCCGGAGGGCCAUCCUGACAACAUCGAGGUGGUUGAGGGUGGCGUGGCGGCCUUGACAGCAUCGGAGAAGCGCCGCGCCCGCGUGGUGACCGAUGCCGAGGGCAAGGAGGUGGUCUCUGUCUGCCGAGAUGCAAACUUCCACAAGGAGAUGGUUUACCUCAAGGAGAAGGUCGACGCAGGGUCCCACUUCGUCAUCACCCAGAUGUUCCUGGAUGCGCAGGUGUUCCUGGACUUUGUGGACGAAUGCCGCAAGUAUGAUAUCAAGGUGCCCAUCGUCCCUGGCAUCAUGUGCCUCAAUGGGCUCGGUGGCCUCAAGCGGAUGACCGAGCUCUGCAAGACCCGAGUGCCCGAAGGGCUCCUGGAGCGCGCGGAGAAGGCGAACACCUCGGACGAGGCGUUCAAGGAGUUCGGUAUUCGGGAGGGCGUUGCCAUGUGCAAGAAGCUCCUGGAGGGCGGUGCCCCCGGGCUCCAUUUCUACACCCUGAACCUGGAGAAGGUGGUCGUUGGCAUUCUCAAGGGCCUGGGCAAGAUCAGCGACGCUCAGGCGGCAGCCUUCCAGUCUGUCAUGGCGGAUGCAAAGUUCAUGGUCUCCGCGCAAGGCAUCACCACCGGAACGCAGGCGGCCAACCGGCCAGCCCUCCCAGGCAACAAGUCCCUCAAAGAGGCGGAUCCUGUCAUGUACGACCUUGUUCAGCAGGAGAAGGCCAGGCAAACGCGUUGCAUCGAGCUCAUUGCCUCAGAGAACUUCACAUCCCGAGCCGUCAUGGAAUGCUUGGGCUCGGCCCUCACGAACAAGUAUUCCGAGGGACAGCCUGGAAAUCGCUAUUAUGGUGGCAAUGAGGUCAUCGACAAGGUGGAGAACCUUUGCAAGGACCGUGCCUUGAAGGCCUUUGGCUUGGAUGAGAAGGCCUGGGGCGUCAAUGUCCAGCCGUAUUCCGGGAGCCCGGCCAACUUUGCAGUGUACACGGCCCUGCUGCCGCCCCAUUCCAGGGUCAUGGGACUCGACCUGCCCUCCGGCGGGCACCUGACCCAUGGCUACUACACCGCCAAGAAGAAGAUUUCUGCCACCUCCAUGUACUUCGAGUCGCUGCCCUAUCGCGUGCAUCCGGAGACGGGGUUGAUCGACUUCGACGAGUUGCGCAAGACUGCGCUCGUCUUCCGCCCAGCCAUGAUCUUGUGUGGGGCCUCCGCCUACCCUCGUGUCAUCGACUUCGGCAAGUUCAGGGAAAUUGCAGACGAGGUGGGUGCGAUUUUGAUGGCCGACAUCGCGCACAUUUCGGGCCUCGUUGCCACAGGAGAGCAUCCAUCUCCCUUCGAGCACUGCGACGUUGUGACAACCACCACGCACAAGUCCCUUCGCGGGCCGCGAGCCGGCAUGAUCUUCUUCAAGUACACGGACAAGAUUCCGGACAUCAAGGAGCGCAUCGACAUGGCGGUCUUCCCAGCCCUGCAGGGCGGGCCCCACAACCACCAGAUCGGUGGCCUCGCCGCUCAGUUGCUGGAGGUUGACAGCCCCAUGUUCAAGGAGUACGCCAAGCAGGUCAAGGUGAAUGCCAAGGCCCUGGCCGAGACCCUGAUGAGCAAGGGGCACAAGCUCGCCAGCGAUGGCACUGACAACCACCUGCUGCUCUGGGACCUGCGACCUCAUGGCCUCACUGGCUCCAAGGUUGAGAAGAUCUGUGAGGCGGCGUCGAUUACCCUGAACCGGAAUGCAGUGCACGGCGAUGCAUCUGCCCUCGCCCCUGGAGGAGUUCGCAUCGGAGCCCCUGCGAUGACCACCCGGGGCUGCACUGAGCAGGACUUCAAAACCAUCGGUGGGUUCCUGGACCGGUGCUGCCAGCUGGCACUGAAGAUCCAAGCCGAGAAGGGCAAGAAGUUGAAAGACUUCGAGGCAGCCAUUCCGAGCAACCAGGAGGUUACAGCGCUGAAGAAGGAGGUGGAGGAGUGGGCCAGCAAGUUCGGAUACCCGGGCCUGUAG